Molecule: messenger RNA, 984 nt
Organism: Chroicocephalus ridibundus (black-headed gull)
Lineage: Eukaryota; Metazoa; Chordata; Aves; Charadriiformes; Laridae
Product: syntaxin-1A homolog
Exons: 1
Coding region: 103-984 (293 amino acids)
Biological process (GO): vesicle-mediated transport
Cellular component (GO): membrane
Source: RefSeq, a predicted model, not a curated record
GGGAAGGUUUAACAGCUCCGGCUGACGCAGGGAGCUCCGGCCUCGCGCCUGCCCUGCCGGGGCUGAUGUGCCGCCCCAUGGUGCCGGCGGCCAGUGCGGAGCAUGAGGGACCGGCUGGCGGAGCUGCGGCAGCGAGCGGCGGCCGAGGGGGACCCGCAUGAGGAUGGCCUGUGCUUUGACAACCCGGCCUUCGGCGGGGACGACGCCAGCCCCGUCAGCCGGGCGCUGCAGGAGGCGGCCGAGCUCUGGCGGGCACUGGAUGGGCUGGAGCAGCUCUCCGAGAGCAUCGACAGGACGCAGCAGAGGGUGCUGAGCUGCACCUCCGAGGACAGCAUCGCCCGGGAGAAGCAGGGACUCGGUGCCGCCAGAGCCGCCUUCACCCGCCAGGCCGUGGCCCUGCAGCCCCAGCUGGGGGCCCUGCCGGUGGCGCCGCAGGGGGGGACGGGGCAAGCGGGACCCCGCGUCCGCCAGACCCAGCUGUGGCUGCUGCUGCGGCGGUACCGGGCCGUCCUCGCCCGCCACUACGCCCGGGAGAGCCGCUACCGGCAACGGCUGAAGGAGCAGAUCGAGAGGCAGGCGGAGCUGGCGGGCAUCGACCUGGGGGGUGAGGACCUGGACUGGCUGGCUGAGAGCCCUGAGGCACCUCGCAUUGUGGGCCGGGACCUGGAGGAGCUCAAGGCCAGGCAGCACCUGGCCUUGGCCCAGGCGCGCCAACGGCAGCUCCUCGACCUGGAAGCGCAGAUGGCGGAGCUGCACGGGCUCUUCCUGCAGCUGGAGGGGCUGCAGGCCGAGCAGCACGGGGCCGCCGACAGCGUGGAGCACUACGUCCUGCACACCCUCGACUACGUCGCCCAGACCGGCGGCGAGGUGAAGAAAGCCUUCGCGUGCCAGCGGCCGUCGCGGCUCUCGGCCCUGCUGACGGCCAUGCUCAGCCUCUGCGCCUGCUGCACCUGCCUGCCCUGCCUCAGCGGGACCCUCCGGUGA